Molecule: messenger RNA, 1725 nt
Organism: Lentinula edodes (shiitake mushroom)
Lineage: Eukaryota; Fungi; Basidiomycota; Agaricomycetes; Agaricales; Omphalotaceae
Product: mitochondrial pyruvate dehydrogenase E1 component beta subunit
Exons: 8
Coding region: 46-1242 (398 amino acids)
Biological process (GO): pyruvate decarboxylation to acetyl-CoA
Cellular component (GO): intracellular membrane-bounded organelle
Molecular function (GO): pyruvate dehydrogenase (acetyl-transferring) activity
Source: RefSeq, a predicted model, not a curated record
GCGUCGCGCUGUAAUACUAACUCAGUUCCAGCUCUCUCCUCUUCCAUGUCUUCGCUAGCCCGUCUUCGCUUUUCUCGUCGCGUCGCUCGAGUACCAUUCAUUCGAACCAUCCAAACGACUGCCGACACUACGCAACUGCAAGACAGUGCUCAUGAGACCGAGCCUUUCUGGGUGAAGAUUCACGAAGACUCAUUCCAGACCUACAACUGCGACAAGCCAGAGCUCGAUGUUAAGGUAACAAAAAAUGAGCUUUUGGACAUGUAUAGGCAGAUGCAAACCAUGCGUCGGAUGGAGAUGGCUGCUGACGCUUUGUACAAAGCUAAAAUGAUUCGAGGGUUUUGUCACUUGGCUAUUGGACAGGAAGCAGUCUCUGUCGGUCUUGAACACGGUAUCACCAAAAACGACAAAGUCAUUACUUCAUACCGUUGUCACCCUCUGGCUGUUCUUCGUGGGGGAACGAUACAGGGCGUUAUCGGAGAGCUCUUGGGUCGCCAAAUAGGAAUGUCUCGCGGCAAGGGUGGUUCAAUGCACAUCUUCACUCCUUCUUUCUUUGGAGGAAACGGAAUUGUUGGCGCUCAGGUUCCGCUAGGCGCAGGCAUCGCCUUUGCUCAAAAGUACAAUGAAGAGGCGACGUGCACUUUUGCCAUGUAUGGUGACGGUGCUGCUAACCAGGGUCAAGUAUUUGAGGCUUUCAACAUGGCAAAGCUUUGGGACCUCCCUUGUGUGUUUGUUUGCGAAAAUAACAAAUACGGUAUGGGUACGUCUGCUGAGCGCAGUUCCUCCAACACGCAAUACUUUACCCGUGGCGACAAAAUCCCCGGCCUUCAGGUCAAUGGAAUGGAUAUCAUUGCAGUCAAACAGGGUGUCGAAUACGCUAGGAAAUGGACUGUUGAAGACAAGAAAGGUCCUCUCCUACUUGAAUUCGUCACUUACCGAUAUGGAGGCCACUCAAUGUCGGACCCUGGUACUACCUACCGUACUCGCGAGGAAGUUCAGAGGAUGCGAAGUACGCAAGACCCCAUCCGUGGCCUCCAACGUUAUAUCGAGGAGUGGGGACUUGCUUCUGAGCAGGAUCUCAAGCAAAUUGACAAGGAUGCUAAAGCCACCGUUGAUACCGCAGUUGAGGAAGCCAAGGCGUCACCAAUACCCAAUACUCAGGACUUGUGGACCGAUAUUUACUAUGCCGGAACUGAGCCAUCCUUCAUGAGAGGCAGGGAACGAGAAGAGGUUCACCAUUAUUAGCUUCUUGCGUUAGAUGGGGGAGCAUGAUCAUUUUAGAUGCUGGUAUAUAUACUUUCUACUUGCAAUUGAAGCCGUCAUUCAUGAGACGCUGUUUGUUUGAUAGCCUAAUCAUUACAUAAUAUUGUGUACCGAGAGUUGAACAUGCCAGGGAUUUUGAAAGUUCUUCAAAAAACUAUGUACAGUCAUUCCCACCUCCUUUAUACAGUCAAAUCUAGUUGCACCUUGGAAUGGGCAAGCAAAGCAUCUUUUUCAAAUCCGAUUUGAUAGAAAGUAGGUAUAAACCAUACUACCGCAAUCGAGAGUUAGCUGCCUCGCUUAUCAAACUUCGGCGUGCCGUGCCGAUAUUUUAGUUGAUCCAAUGGUUGAUGGGUUGGGGGUUGCCGCCCAGAAUCAAAUUAUAGUAAUUACUAUGGUUCACAGGGUACUUCCGAUUUCUUGAAUAUUGCGAAUAAUGUCUUAAAUUUUUGAGUAAAUAAAAAUCUG